Leguminivora glycinivorella is the source of this 754-nucleotide messenger RNA. Its product is annotated as gamma-glutamylcyclotransferase-like. The record is from RefSeq and is a predicted model, not a curated record. The transcript has 3 exons. Gene Ontology annotation, molecular function: gamma-glutamylcyclotransferase activity. Lineage: Eukaryota; Metazoa; Arthropoda; Insecta; Lepidoptera; Tortricidae. The coding region runs from base 133 to 681 and encodes 182 amino acids.
UUGGAGAUUCUUUUGAACAAGAAAAUAAUUACGAGCACAUGUCAUAAUAAUCAUAGUUUUUCAUCAAAACAAUGUGUGAUAAAUCGUGUUGAUACUGAUAAAGGAAGAUUUUUCUGGUGAACAGAGUCGUUAAUGCUGAAAAUGAUAGCUCAAGUUAAAGAUCAUUUUCUGUAUUUUGCAUACGGAAGCAAUUUACUGAAAAAACGAAUUCGUAUCAACAACCCUACAGCAGAAUUCCUGGGCAUCGGCCGGCUUGAUGAUCAUAUACUUGAUUUUAUGAAGUAUUCGGAUCACUGGCGAGGAACUUCAGCUACUAUAGUACCUAAACCAGGUUCCACUAUAUGGGGGGCCAUCUGGAGGUUGCAUAACAAUGAUAUGCCAGCAUUAGACUGGCAAGAAGGUGUAGAAACAAACUGGUAUUUUCCUAAAACAGUGGAAAUUACUACACCAGAAGGGCAAAAGGUGGAAUGCCGUACUUAUCAACAGACCAUAAACCCGCCAGCCCGAGAGGAGACUGAUGAAAUACCAGAAGAGCGGAGACCAUCUAUGACCUACUUAAAUGUUAUCUUAAAAGGAGCAGCUGAAUGUCAACUGCCUCCAGAUUAUAUUGCAAACCUAAAUAAGUUACCUCAUAAUGGACAAGAGGCCUCCCCCAGUAUGAUUGCAAAAUUGGAUUUAUAAUAUUAUGCAUUUUAAAUUUUAUGACUUGAUAAUGAAAUGAAUAUAUUAUAUACAAAUAUUUUAUUAUACUGUU